Molecule: messenger RNA, 1212 nt
Organism: Uloborus diversus
Lineage: Eukaryota; Metazoa; Arthropoda; Arachnida; Araneae; Uloboridae
Gene: sll
Product: adenosine 3'-phospho 5'-phosphosulfate transporter 1-like
Exons: 2
Coding region: 1-1212 (403 amino acids)
Biological process (GO): transmembrane transport
Cellular component (GO): Golgi membrane; endoplasmic reticulum membrane
Molecular function (GO): 3'-phosphoadenosine 5'-phosphosulfate transmembrane transporter activity
Source: RefSeq, a predicted model, not a curated record
AUGUUGGAAUGGAUGGAUUCAUGGGUUUUUCGAUUAUUCCAAAACUUGCUCGGGUAUGCGACGAUUGCUAUUCCUGGAGCUUUUCUAGUCUACUAUUUGAAGAAAUCGAAAAUUUUAGACGAAAGAGAUAGUUGUUUCUGGAGGUUUCUGAAGCUUUUUGUUAGAGGUCAAGAAGAUUCAAGACCCUCCGAUCAGGUAUCCAAUACGCACUCUGCGAAAUAUACGCGUUCUACUUUACAAAAGACUAUCACUAUUAUCUUCUGUUUUGUUGGUUUACAAGUGUCAUAUCUUACUUGGGGGAUAUUGCAAGAGAAGAUAAUGACUCGCUUCUACUCCAACGACGGGGGAGAAGUCGAGAAGUUCACGGAUUCUCAGUUUCUGGUGUUUGUGAAUCGCGUUCUGGCAUUCCUCUUCGCCAGCACCUACGUCUGCAUAUCCUCGCAGCCGAAGCACGUGGCGCCGCUGUACAAGUACUCGUACUGCUCGUUCUCGAACAUCAUGAGCAGCUGGUUCCAGUACGAGGCCCUCAAGUACGUCAGCUUCCCGACCCAGGUGCUGGCGAAGGCGUCCAAGAUCAUCCCCGUCAUGAUCAUGGGGAAGAUCAUAUCGAAGAAGUCGUACAAGUACCACGAGUACGCGACGGCCAUCGCCAUCUCCGUGGGGACAUCCACCUUCCUGUUGUCGGGCCGGAAGACGUCCGACAUCGCCACGGUGACUACCGCUUCCGGUAUCGCCAUCUUGGUGGCCUACAUCGUGAGCGACAGCUUCACCUCGAACUGGCAGAGUGCCCUGUUCAAGCAAUACCAGAUGUCGUCCGUGCAGAUGAUGUGCGGCGUCAACUUCUUCUCCUGCAUCUUCACUUCCAUAUCACUUCUGCAGCAGGGAGGGUUCAUGAAGUCCUUCCUCUUCCUCAUGAAGUUUUCCAGCUUCCUGUCGGACUGCGUGCUGUUGUCCGUCUGUUCGGCCAUCGGCCAGCUGUUCAUCUUCUACACCAUCGCGGAGUUCGGCCCCGUGGCUUUCGUCAUCAUGAUGACCGUCAGGCAGGUGUUGGCGAUUCUUUUGUCGUGCAUCGUGUACCAGCACACCCUGACGGCGAGUAGAAUUAUUGGAGUGCUCAUCGUGUUCACGACUGUGUUCUUGAGGAUCUACCUGAACCACAGGUGGAAGGCCUUGCCCCCCAAGCUUGUCGUGGAAAACAACCAAAAAGUGUGA